AUGCGAGGCCCACCUGCAAUGGUGGAGCGGGACCGCAAGAGCAUUUGGUGGCCGGGGGCCGCAUCCGAGCUGCUCAUCAUGCUGGACGCCAUUCGCCGUGGGGCGGCGAAUCGCGUCACGGCCAUCAUCCCGUUGUAUGGCUAUGGCCGGCAAAACGCGAAGGAGAAAAGCCGCUCGCCCAUCUCGGCGCGCCUAGUGACGGAUCUCCUGCAGGUUGCCGGAGCACACAGGGUGGUGACUGUGGAGCUGCAUGCCAGCCAGAUCCAGGGUUUUGCUACCUUCCCCAUCGACAACAUGUACGCUCUCCCGAUGUUGGCCAAAGAAGUUGAGAAGGUAAUGCAGCAGAGAGGGCUCACUGCGGAUGACCUUGUUGUCGUCAGCCCGGACGUUGGCGGCACCAAGCGAGCUUCAACCCUGGCCAAGCUGCUCUGCUGCCCCUUGGCAAUCUUCUCCCGGCAACGGAGGAGGCCUAAAGAGCCGGCGGAGGUGGACUUGGUGGGGGAGGUGCAAGGGAAGACCUGCAUCGUCGUGGACGACCUGGCGGAUACCGCGGACACUCUGUGCCAAGCUGCGGAUAAGCUCAAGGCUCGCGGCGCCUCUUCAGUGCUGGGCGCAGUGGUGCACGGCAUCCUCUCGGACCCGGCCUGUGAGAGCAUCAUGACGUCUCAGCUGGAGACGGUUUUCGCGCUGCGCCCGGAGUGA
Messenger RNA from Effrenium voratum, 702 nucleotides. NCBI's taxonomy places the organism in Eukaryota, Dinophyceae, Suessiales, Symbiodiniaceae. The record is from the annotation of a GenBank genome assembly.